Molecule: messenger RNA, 312 nt
Organism: Dovyalis caffra
Lineage: Eukaryota; Viridiplantae; Streptophyta; Magnoliopsida; Malpighiales; Salicaceae
Source: the annotation of a GenBank genome assembly
AUGGGAAAUAAUGGAAAAAUAUAUUAUUUGAUAAUUGAAGACAAUGCCACAUUGAGAUUGUAUUUACUGGGAUCGGAUCAACCAAAGAAUUAUAAUUCUCAUUAUUUUGCUGGCUUUUCCUCACUGGUUGGUGACCGAGAAAGGAAGAACAUUGUUUUUCCUGGCGCAGGGGGUACUAAACUUGUAAUUUUGAUUCGUGGGUUUAUAUGGAGGUGUAUUACAUUACCUGAGGUGCCAAGAAACAUUGAGAUUGAGGAAAGGAUUGUAGCCUAUGCAGUCUUUCAUAGAAUGUCUCGUCACAUGGAUGAUUGA